CUCCCGACGAAAACUCGAAAAGCCCUGUGCGCGCUCUGAGCUGAGGAAAUUUUACCUGACCUGACUGAUCGAGCUUUCCAGCUCCAGCGUCCGCGACAGAUCGAAACACAGCACAGCCACUCGGAGCUAUCAGCAAGCCACAAGUGACUCUUUACAAUAGCAGUCGGGUAGUAAGCUUCAAGCUAAGUCCGGCUUCCGUACGUUGUCCGGCCACCUACCGUCUACUGCUGUACUGCAUGGCUUUGUUCGCGGUCCAGGCUGCAUCGACAUCCCAGUCGUCGUCUUCUUCGCCGGCGGUUCUUCAGCAGUCGCCGUUGCCCUCGAGGCGGGCGGCCGCGGCGGCGGUGAAGAAGAUGCCGCAGCGAAAGAAGGCUGCGGCGGUCGUCAGGGCGGUCGCCGCGCCGCCGCCGGCUCCGCCUGUACCGGGGCCGCCCAAGCCAGCUGGCGAGCGGUGCCGCCUGCCGGUGUCGCAGACCAUGUCCAGGCUCAAGGCGCAGGGCAAGACGGCGUUCAUCCCGUACAUCACCGCCGGCGACCCUGACCUGGCGACGACGGCAGAGGCGCUGCGGCUCCUGGACGCCUGCGGCGCCGACGUCAUCGAGCUGGGCGUGCCCUUCUCCGACCCCUACGCCGACGGGCCGGUCAUCCAGGCCUCGAUGGCGCGGGCGCGGACGACGGGCGGCGGCGCGACGCCGGACGGCGUGCUGGCGAUGCUGAGGGAGGUGACGCCGGAGCUGUCCUGCCCGGUGGUGCUCUUCUCCUACUUCAACCCCAUCGUGCGGUGGGGCCUGCCCGGCUUCGCCGCCGCCGUCAAGGAUGCGGGUGCACACGGCCUAAUAGUGCCUGAUCUGCCUUACGCGGACACGUGUGCACUGAGGAGUGAAGCCAUCAAGAACGACCUCGAGCUGGUGCUGCUUACGACGCCAGCUACACCGGAAGAGAGGAUGAAGGAGAUCACAGAAGCUUCCGAAGGCUUUGUUUACCUUGUGAGUGUCAAUGGAGUUACAGGUUCCCGUGCAGACGUGAACACGCGUGUCGAGUCUCUCAUUCAGGAGGUUAAACAGGUCACUGAUAAACCUGUGGCUGUUGGAUUUGGCAUCUCCAAGCCUGAGCAUGUAAAACAGAUUGCAGAGUGGGGUGCGGAUGGAGUGAUCAUUGGGAGUGCGAUGGUGAAGCAGCUGGGUGAAGCAACAUCUCCCAAAGAAGGGCUCAAAAGGCUAAAGGAAUAUGCAAGGAGCAUGAAGAAUGCACUGCAAUGAGUAUAGUACUUAAUAAACAUGUUGAUGCUAUUUUUAAUGUAAAUUUGUUCGGAAACGGGACAAUUCAUAAGCUACAGUGCAACACAAUAUUUAUAAAGGAGGUAUACUAUAUUAACAA
Molecule: messenger RNA, 1377 nt
Organism: Sorghum bicolor (sorghum)
Lineage: Eukaryota; Viridiplantae; Streptophyta; Magnoliopsida; Poales; Poaceae
Product: tryptophan synthase alpha chain
Exons: 6
Coding region: 237-1259 (340 amino acids)
Biological process (GO): L-tryptophan biosynthetic process
Cellular component (GO): chloroplast; cytosol
Molecular function (GO): tryptophan synthase activity
Source: RefSeq, a predicted model, not a curated record